AUGUAUUCGAAAUUGAAGUUUGGCAUGUUCCUGGUCUUUUGGUCCCGAAAAAUGAUUAUCAUCAUUUUUCUGUCUAUCAUAUCAAGUGUGAUAAGAAUGCGGUGGACUUUCAUCCAAUCUGGAAAUCUAAGAAACCGGACGGCUGUGCCAAUUCGAUUUCCAGAUUAUCGAUUGGUCCCAAAAUUCGAUCCGCCGAAGAAAAAGGGAAUUCACGAAGACAAAAAAUUGGAAAAUCAAAAGGGAAAAAACAAGAAAAAUGAUGGAAAAAAGAUGCCGGAAAAGAAGACGUCGGACGACGGCAAAAAAGAAGACGUCAACGGCGUCGGAGAAUCCUCUGAAGAAGUAAUUCCUCAAGAUCUCUCGAUAUCGAGGAAAAGGGUUUUUAAAAAAUCAUCAAUCAGUUUUUCAUCCCUAAUUUUUUUGGAAGUUUUGAUUUUUGAAAAAAAAAAUCAAAAAUUCCAAAAUAAAUGA
Molecule: messenger RNA, 471 nt
Organism: Caenorhabditis briggsae
Lineage: Eukaryota; Metazoa; Nematoda; Chromadorea; Rhabditida; Rhabditidae
Exons: 3
Coding region: 1-471 (156 amino acids)
Source: RefSeq, a predicted model, not a curated record